Molecule: messenger RNA, 1833 nt
Organism: Candida tropicalis MYA-3404
Lineage: Eukaryota; Fungi; Ascomycota; Pichiomycetes; Serinales; Debaryomycetaceae
Product: leucine-rich repeat domain-containing protein
Exons: 1
Coding region: 1-1833 (610 amino acids)
Molecular function (GO): protein binding
Source: RefSeq, a predicted model, not a curated record
AUGAAGUUGUCGGAUUUACCAAAUGAAUUGUUGAACUUAAUAUUUUCAUUUAUACCUACAGAUGAUUUGUAUCGACAGUUUACUCAAAUCCAUGAACUCAACUAUAGUAAGGAUUUCCCCUCGAUUUAUUCUGUGAUUUAUAAGCAACUAUUCUCAAGAACGCUAAUAAUAAGAACUGCCAAAGGUGUUGGUUAUGAUACAAUACGACAAUUCUAUUCAUCAAAUGAGUUGGCUAAUGCAUUGGUUAUUACGUCGUUUGCCACAGGUUAUCAGAUUCUCAAGAUCUUGAUAGAUGGACAUUUCCAUUCAAAUCUACGUAUUUCUCCUAAUGAAAUAACAUUAUUGUUGAGAUAUAUGGAUUCCAUUGAAGAGAUUGAAAACUUUAUUAAAGUUUUAGAACAAUUAUCUUUUGACCUGUUUACUUCAAAUGUGAUCAAGACAAUUAAUUUCCAAAUCAUCUAUGAUGCCAACCCUACAAAUGAGCUUCUUGCAUUGCACAACAAAAUCAAGUACAUGAUGGAAGACAUGAUUCACAAAUCUGAAAAGAUCCUUAUUCAAACCAAAAAGAAUAGUAAAUGGUACCAACCAAUGAACCCGUAUUUAUUGAGGAAUUUAAAAGAAUUAUACUUGUGGAAUAAUGAUAUUGAUAAUCUUGCCAUGAAUGGGUUCUUUAAAUGUGUGCCUGAUGAUUUGAAGAUUUUGGAAUUCUCUGGAAAUAAUACAGCUGAUUUACAAGGAUUUGUAUUGCCACAAAGUUUGAAACGUUUACAUUUAUCAACAAAUAUGAUAAGAUCCUUGGAAGGGGUGGAUUUCAGUAAAUGUUCCAAUUUGCAACUUUUGGAUAUUUCAAUGAAUCGUUUAAUAGAACUUCCCACAGAUCUUAAAUUUCCUGAUUCCACAAAAAGGUUAAUGAUGAACCAUAAUCAAAUUGAAAAUAUUAAUCAAUCACAAGUCCCACUGCAAGUACAAUUUCUCACUUUGUCAUCAAAUUGUUUAACUUCGCUAGAUAAUAUUUAUUUAUCAUCAAGCUUGAUCGUGCUAGAUCUAAGUGAUAAUACUUUUUCAAGUUUUAGAGAGGAUUUUUUCAGUGAAUGUGUUAAUUUGAAGAAGUUAAAUCUAGCCAUAAAUGCAAUCGAUGACUUAGAUGAUUUGGGCCAGCUUCCACCAAAUGUGGAAGAACUCAUCUUGGAUUAUAAUGAAAUUGAUAAUUAUGAUUUUACAAACAUAUUGACUCUAAAAAAAUUGAAGAAGCUUUCAAUGACAGGUACAGGUUUAAUGUUUUUAAAGGAUAUUAAGUUUCCAAGCACUUUAGUACAACUAAUUCUCAAGGAUAAUGAAAUCAAUGAAAUUAUAAAUGUGGAUUUUGGAAACAGUUUAGAAUUCCUUGAUUUAAGUUAUAAUAAACUAGAAAACUUCAAUGUUUAUGGAUUGAGGUUACCUUCAACGUUGAAAAAAUUAGAUUUGAGUGAAAAUGGGUUUCAAGAUUUAUCCAAUUUUAUAAUCCCAUCUUCAAUCACCACAUUAUACUUUAACAGAUCGAAUCUAUGUUUGAGCAACAAUUUGCUAUCCAAGUUUCCAGAACAACUAGAAUUUAUUGAACUUAUACGAGCAAUUCCUAAAUCUGUACCCAAACUAAACUUUCUGAAAUUUCAUAAUUUGGUAUCGCUAAACUUGCAGAAAAAUGGAAUCACAAGUAUUGAGAAAUUAGAUUUACCAAACGGUUUGCAGAUUUUAGAUCUUUCACAAAAUUGUAUUCGCCAAGUUUCUUGGAAAUCCAUCCCGGCAACAACACGACACGUUGAAUUAAGAGGAAAUCCCAUUGAGAAUCAAUAA